AUGCCUAUCAUCGCCGACACCCCUCUGGUCUGGCGCGGAUGUGCUCAGCGCACACCACGACUUCGAACGUCCUUUCAGCAUGGCACCCACGCAAUUGCGCCCCAGCGGCGUACGUUUUUCGGCAUGUUCAAAUCUCCGCGCAAAAUAAAACCAGCCGAAGUACCUGCGGGCUUUGAAGUUCUUGGUGGCCUCAUCGAAGCGCAACGUGAUGGUCUGCGACUACCGCCUCCUUCCAAGGUUGCCGAAGCAGUGAGCGCCUUCUUCCUGCAGAACAAGGCAGAUCUUGAGGAUUUCCACGUGAAGAAUGUCUUGAAUGCACUUCGGUACUUGCUGGAGAACCCGAAGGAGGAUGGACAGCCCUGGAUACCGUUCAAGAGCUUGAACAAGAUGAUGGUCAAGUUGGACAGAUACCAACCGGAGACGGGCGGAAAGCCACACAAGAUUUUGGCGAAGCUGUUGGAUGCAGAAAUAGGGAAGGUUAUCGAGAAGGAGCUGGAUAAUGCGAAGAAGGAUUUUAAAACACUGACGGUAUAUGAGGGACUACAGUUGCCUAAGCUUGUGCGCGUCCUUUGCACUUACGGUGCAAGCCAAGAAGCAAGGGAUCUAAUCUACAAAACUUUUGGAACGCCUUCGGAUGAGCGUACAGAACGGGAGGUCUUGAUCGUGCGCAACGUGUGGAAAACCGUUGCGGCAGGUUUCGCCAAGGAAGGGAACACGCCAGAGCUGCUCAAAACGACUCAGAUGAUGCAAGAUGCUUCAGCCACAUUCACAUCCGAGGUUAAAGGGGUUCUCGUCAAAUACUUCGCGGAAAGGAAUGAUCUGGAGCAGGCCAAGUACUGGUAUUCUAAGACGAUUCCAGAAACGGACGAUGGUAGAGGCUUGCGAGAUGCCCUUGGGCCUUUGCUCACCACAUGUGCGCUCAGUGGAGACACCGUGUUCGGCCAAAAGGUCGUGGCAUCUCUCCUGCAAAAGAUGCCUGAUAAGGAGACGUGGGAUGCUAUUUUUCUCUGGUCAGCUGCAAUUGGCAAGGGUGCUGACGAGAUCGACCGCAUGAUGAAUGUUAUGGUCCGGCGGAAUGCGGAGGAGCGACAGCAAAAGCCCGAACUUCCUGUCGUGCAACCGGAUAUUAGCACGAUCAACUUGCUGGUAGAAUUCGCCAUGUCCAAGCAGGACUCGUAUUCGGCCGAGCGCUUUGUAGUUCUCGGAGAGAAACGCGGCAUAUACCCGGACGAGAAAACUUACACCAUGCAGAUGCGGUAUCGACUUUCCAUCAACGAUGUUGAUGGCGCUCGUGCUGCGUACUACGGAUUGCAGGGCCAAAUUUCAGAAGACAGCGAGUGCAUUGAAGCCAUCAACAGGCUCAUCCAAGCUUUAUGCCAGUUGCAACAACAUCAUUUCGACGACAUCAUGGCCAUCGUGGACGAUCUGCACGAAAAGAACGCACAGCUUACACCAGAGACGGUGGCUACGUUGUGCGUCCUCCAUCUUAGACGUGGAGAGCCCCAUGAUGCUGGUGACUUGCUAAACAUGCACGCUCAUCACUUUUCACCCGCUCAGCGUGUUGUCAUCCGGAAGGGUCUUGCCUCGUUCAUUCAAGAUGGUCAGACCAGCACAACAGAUGCCUGGGAUGCAUACCAGAUGCUACGCAACGCAUUUCCGGAAACCCCUCGCUCCGACCGCAUCCCCCUGAUGAAGGAAUUCUUCGCUCGAAAGCGCUCGGACAUGGCGUGCCACGUCUUCUUCCACAUGCGUAAUUCUAUCGAGGAAAAUAUUGCAGCUGAUAAAGAAGUCUAUGUCGUGGCCUUCACAGGCUUUGCGCGCAACGGUGACGCCGAAAGUCUAGAGUUAGCUAGCAACCAGCUCAAGAUUGACCUAAACGUGGAGAUGGACACGCAGCUUAGGAACGCUUUGAUGCUCGCUUAUGCUGCAACCGGUAGCGACAAGCGUGCCAUGGCCAUGUGGGCAGAGAUCGGAUCCUCGAAAGAGGGGCCGUCGUACAAUAGUAUUGCCAUUGCGUUCCGUGCAUGCGAGGGUACGCACUACGGAGAAAGACACGCGAAGUCCAUUUGGCAGCGGUUGAAGGAGAUGGAUGUCGAUAUCGACAAGCAGAUCUUUACCGCGUACGUGUCUGCCAUUGCACGAAACCAUCACCAUGAUGACGCUCUUGCCUUAAUCGAGGCCGCCGAAGAGGAGUACGGCUUCACACCGGAUUUCUACAUGUGA
This is a messenger RNA of Didymosphaeria variabile, 2223 nucleotides long. RefSeq lists its product as uncharacterized. NCBI's taxonomy places the organism in Eukaryota, Fungi, Ascomycota, Dothideomycetes, Pleosporales, Didymosphaeriaceae. The record is from RefSeq and is a predicted model, not a curated record. The transcript has 2 exons. The coding region runs from base 1 to 2223 and encodes 740 amino acids. Gene Ontology annotation, molecular function: protein binding.